GCGUUAGAAAAUAUUUUGUAAACAAAAUGUAAACAAUGAUUGCAAAUUUUAGUUAACAACAGUUCUUAAAGCCUAAUUGUUGAAUAUUUCUAGUCAAUUUAAAGUUUAAAACGUAAUAGUUUUAUUUAAAAUGUAUAAAGCACGAAUUAAAAUGCAAGAUGACGAUGGAAAUUGGCUUGUUCCUAAUGAGGUCUUGCUUCAUGUUCUGAAGUUUGUUGACAAUCGUAAGAAUGUCGCAUUAACUUGCAAGAAGUUAUAUUCGGUAACAUGCACGAUUGAUCGAAAUACUUUUCCUUUAAGAAUCACUACAGAAAAGUUGAGUGGAGAAAAUUUCAACUCGAUUCUUAAUUCAGAAAGGCAAUUUGAUGAAUUUACUAUAGACACCUGUAAAGUGUUAACAUUGGAGCAAUAUUGGAAUUUAAAAGCAAUUUCUUUCAAGUAUGGAGAGAACAUCAAAAGAUUCAUUUGGGAGUCUUGCAAAUUAUCGAAAGUUGAGAUUUUAAGUUUGCUGCAAUUUCUUCCCAAUUUGGAAUCAUUCAGCGCAAUUCAUUGGAAUUUAAAAUUAGAAGUUUAUGAAGAGUCAUUUUCUAAAUUGGAGCUUCGAAACUUAACAGAACUUAAAAUAGAAAAAUGUGAUCAAGCAACUAUCGACUUUUUCACGGAAUUUCUUGACAAAAACACUUUGAAGAUUUUGGAUAUUCAAGGAGAUCCAACAAGCAUUCUCAACGCACAACAAUCAAUAAAAAAUCUCACAUUAAACGUUGAUUCUUUAAAUAGUCAAUGUUUGAGAAACAUAAAACUAUCGAACUUGACAAUCAAAAUGAGAAGAUACAAAGACGACUUGGAACGUUCAACCAUUCAAAGUAUAAUCGAAAAUCAACCAGAUUUAAUAACUUUAGAUUUGAUCAACUGUGGAUGCUUCGAUGAAGAUUCAGCAGCAUUUGAAGCUGUUUGCAAAUUGAAGCAUCUUAAAGCGUUUAGCAUGAAUAUUGAUGGCUUAAGUGCAAUGACAUUUAAUGAACAUUUCCCCAACUUAAAUCAGUUGAAGUCGGUAGAAAUUGAAAGUGUUGAACAUGACAUCGCACCAGUUGUUUCGAUAAUCGAAGACUUCAGUCGCCAAGACAUGAAACAGCUUGAAAAGCUCAAAAUUUAUUUGACCGAUGUUGGUGUGCCUUUGAAUAGAAUCGAACGAAUGGGAAGUAAAUUUAAAAAUUUAAAAGAUUUGAAUAUUCGUUGUGAUCAUCCAUUGUCUCUCGAUUCUUAUUUAAUUAACAUGAAGAACCUUGAAAAUCUGCAAAUUGAUUAUCAUUACAGCAAAGAAUUUGCCAAGCUUUGCAACAAUUUUGAUUUUAAUUCGUUGGUGUUGAAGAAUUUGUCGCUCCAUGGAUUUGGGUUUGGAUCUGAUGAUGUGAAUUGGAAUGAAGUUACAUUGCUGAAGUUAACAGAAGUGGUUCCAAAUCUCGAGAAACUUGAACUUGACGCAGCAUUUCCUUACAACAUUGACUUUAUUUUUAAACUUAAAGAAAAACUACCAAAACUUGACAUUUUACUUAAUUGGAGUAUGACACAAACUGGAGAACAUUACAAGAAAUUCGACCUUCAAACGAUUUUUGAUUUGAAGAAAGUCGCUAAAAUGUUUUCUCAAUUUUCUAUUGAGCUUCGUUUGAAAGCAAUCGACAUGGAUGCAUCGAGAGUUAAAUUAGAUUUGUGCAAUGAAUAUAACGUUGCAAUGACGAGAUUGGGAAUGUUGAUUGUAAUUCGAAUGACGAAGAGAUAAAAUAAAAAAUAUUUUAGACAAAA
This is a messenger RNA of Clunio marinus, 1800 nucleotides long. The record is from the annotation of a GenBank genome assembly. Lineage: Eukaryota; Metazoa; Arthropoda; Insecta; Diptera; Chironomidae.